AUGUGCAGCGAGGCCGUCCCAGGGGCCAGGAGCUGCGAUUGGCGUCUCUGCGAGGCCGAAGGAGCAGCCCCGGCAGGAGCAGUGGGGCUGGGGGUGUGUCGGGGCCCCGCGGGGCUGUGCCUGGGCUGGGUGCCAGGAGGAAACCUCAGGCUUCCUGGCCGGGCGCUGUGGGGGAAGCGCAGCGAGUGCUGCGAGGCCGCGGGGGCUGCGGUUUGUGCAGCUGCAGCUGCAGCUCCCGAUGCAUCUGCCUGCAGGGAACAACGGCCCCUGGGCCCAGGGCCAGUGGGCACCAGCGUGCUCAUCGGGAUACCUCUGGCAAUUCGGUUUCUUCACGGGUGCCGCUGGGACGAGGGGCAGAAGGUGCUCAAGGGAGUGGAUGCUGUGCCUGUGUGGGUGGGAGAGGGAGGGGCUGCAGAGUUGAGGCUGGUGGAUGGCGGCAGCCGCUGCGCUGGAAGAGUGGAGGUGGAACACGAGGGACAGUGGGGCACUGUGUGUGAUGAUGAAUGGGACUUGAAAGAUGCUGCAGUGGUUUGCAAGCAGCUGGGAUGUGGGUCUGCUGUUGAAGAGGAUGAAGAUUAUGAGGAUAAAGAUUUUGGGCCAGGAUCUGGCCCUAUUUGGUUGGAUGAUGUUCAGUGGUUUGUCCGGCUGGUCGGAGGGGACAACGACUGCUCAGGACACGUGGAGAUCCAUGAUGGGGAGAAGUGGAAAAGUGUCUGUGCCUCAGCCUUUGGUCCCAGAGCUGCUGCUGUGGUCUGCAGGGAGCUGCAGUGUGGGGCAGCCCUGAACAUCCAAGGGGUAGCUCAUGAUGGAGCCAGCGCCGGUGCCAUGUGGGACAGAGAGCUGCAGUGUGCAGGGAAUGAACCCUUCCUCCAGUUUUGCCCCAGAGGCCCCUCCUGCGACCAGCUCUGCACCCCCAGAGCUGCUACUUGGCUGAGCUGCACACGGUUCAGGCUGGUGAACGGCACCACGGCGUGCGAGGGGAGGGUGGAGCUGCACGUGCAGGGGACCUGGGGCAGCCUCUGUGCCUCCCGCUGGCACCUCUCUGACACCCACGUCCUCUGUGGUCACCUGGGCUGUGGCUUUGCUGUGUCCCUUCCCAGAGGAGGGAGUUUUGGGAGAGGAAUGGGCCCCGUCUGGAGAGACUCGUUCCACUGCAGUGGGACUGAAGCCCACCUGGGACAGUGCCCAGUGACCGUGCUGGGGGCCUCCCCGUGCUCCCAUGAGGAUGCUGCUGCUGUCAUCUGCUCAGGCCCCGCUGGCUCCGGGUCCCUGCGGCUGGUGGGGGGAGGGAGCCGGUGCGCCGGGCGAGUGGAGAUCUUCCAGCGCGGGACGUGGGGCAGAGUCCUGUCUGAGCAGUGGGACGUGGCGGAGGCCCGUGUGGUGUGUCGACAGCUGCGGUGCGGAGAGGCAGAGACGGCCUACAAGCCGCCCACGGCCGAGCGAGGGCCGGGCCCCGUGGGGCUGCGAGGGGGUGGGUGGGCAGCCGGCCCCCGCCGCCAUCUGGGCUCCGUCCCCGCCGCAGGGAGCCGGCGCGUGCGGCUGGCGAACGGGCCCGGGCGCUGCGCCGGGAGAGUGGAGAUCUACUCCCAGGGCAGCUGGGGCAGGGUCUGCGACGACGGCUGGGACCUGCCCGAUGCCGCCGUCGUGUGCCGGCAGCUGGGCUGCGGAGGGGCCGUGGGGGCGCCGGGUUCUGCUGCCUUUGGGGAGGGCUCCGGGCACAUCUGGCUGGACGGCGUCAACUGCUCCGGGGCCGAAGCCGCUCUCUGGGACUGCCCGGCCGGGCCCUGGGGGCGGCACGACUGCGGGCACAAAGAGGACGCCGGAGCCGUCUGCUCAGAGUUCACGGCCCUGAGGCUGGAGAACAGCGACGGCUGCUCCGGGCGCCUGCAGGUUUUCUACAACGGGACGUGGGGCAGCAUUUGCUCCAACUCCAUGACCCCCAAAACGGUGUCACUGGCAUGCGAGGAGCUGGGCUGCGGGAAGGAAGGGACCCUGGAGAUACAAUGGCCACGGGGCAGAGUGUCUGGCCCCGCCUGGCUGGACCGUGUGGAGUGUGAGGAGAGACACGGCUCCUUCUGGCUGUGUCCCUCCGCUCCCUGGAACCCGCGGUCGUGCGACGAGCUGCGAGAUCAGCCCCUGUGCCAGGCUGCCCAGGGAGGGACACGGCCCAAAAUGACCCCAACCCCGGGCUCCGCGUGCCCCAACGCCACGAGCUGCACAGACAGGGAGAGGAUCCGCGCCGUGGGAGGAGAGGACGGCUGCUCGGGCCGGGUGGAGCUGUGGCACCGCGGCUCCUGGGGGACGGUGUGCGACGACGCGUGGGACGUGCGGGAUGCCGAGGUGGCCUGCAGGCAGCUGGGCUGUGGACCCGCCGUGGCCGCCCUGCCCGAGGCUGCCUUUGGGGAGGGCACGGGCCCCGUCUGGCUGGAGAAGGUGGAGUGUCGGGGCACAGAGGCGGCUCUGCAGCACUGCUGGGCCUGGCCCGGGGACCGCGGGCUCUGCCGGCACAAGGAGGACGCGGCCGUGCGCUGCGCGGCUGCGCCCAGGACAGCAGCACCGACCCCUCGAGCAGAUCCCACUCGGGGCCGCCCGACCAGCAGCAGAAGCGUCUCGUUGCCCGUCAUCAUGUGCAUGAUCCUGGGAGCCCUUGUCUGCCUGCUGCUGGCCCUCCUGGCCUGGAGAGUGCUCAGCGCCAGGGCUGAGCGCAGAGGCUCCCAGACAGCCCUGGAGCCCUUCCCUGAGGCCGUGUACCAGGAGAUCCAUUACAGCCCAGUGUGGGAGGAGCAGGCGAGAUUCAAGCCAUCAGGCUCCUAUUCCGAGGAGUCCCUGACCAAGCUGCAGCCCCACCACAGGGACAGCGAGGAGGAAGAUGGUCUGGGGUCAGCACGAGACUCGGGAUGGACAGUGGUGCACCUGAGUGCCACCAUCAGAGUUGGGGAGCAGAUGGGGAUCUCCUGUUCUGCUGCAGCCACCAGUGUCUGA
Molecule: messenger RNA, 2982 nt
Organism: Colius striatus (speckled mousebird)
Lineage: Eukaryota; Metazoa; Chordata; Aves; Coliiformes; Coliidae
Product: antigen WC1.1-like
Exons: 16
Coding region: 1-2982 (993 amino acids)
Cellular component (GO): membrane
Source: RefSeq, a predicted model, not a curated record